UUCUGUUGGAGCCUUCCUACCCCCUCGAUCCUUCCUCCGCUCUCUCCGCUCCGAGGAUGCCCUAGCCCCGUUAUUCCGCCGGAGUUCCACCCGAACAACCCUCGUCGAAUCGUUCCGCCAAGCUCGCCCUUCUUCAACUGCUGCAGCCGCUUAUCUCUGCUCUACUGUCAUGUUUUCAACAAAUGCUUUAUCGCUUAUUGGUGCUUUGUUGAACAAUGAUUCUCAUACAUGUCUAGGCACCCAUCGCUGGACCCACGAUUGACCAUUAACAAUUGUUUAAGUAUGGAUACCUUGGAAUGUAUUUUUCUCCGUCUUAAAGAUUUAUCCAAGUCAGCUAUUUGUUUUGGGAAUUACCUCAUCCCAUCUUUUCUCAUCGAGCUCCUCACCUACUCCUAUAAGGUGUGAAGAAGAUGACUAAUUAGUGGAUCAGCUAAAACGUGGAGCUCCACCUCAUUUACUUAUGGCGACCACCACUCUCUCCCCCUGUUUGACAACCCCAAGGCCCUCUCCCAAAGCUCGCUCCUUUAUUGAACCAAUCGAUGCCUCCGCGCCGACCGCGUCUCUCAAAUUAUGCACAAACCUCAAAGAAGUCGCCCAAAUCCAUGGCAACAUGACCGUAAAUGGCCUCCUCUAUCUCCCCUCAUCCGUCUCAAAGCUCGUCGCCGCGUACUCCAAAAUACCCACUUCGGAGAGCUUACACUACGCCAUUAAGGCCUUUGAGCUUUUGCGGGAGGAAGAAGCAGAGGAAGAGGAAGAAGCCGACCCCUUCUUGUGGAACUCUCUCAUUAGAGGUUACUCCUCUAUUGGUUCUCUUGAUGAAGCUCUUAAGCUCUACAUUGGAAUGGUAAGUGUUGGGGUUGUUCCCGAUCGCUUUAGUUUCCCUCCUCUGCUCACCGUUUGCUCAAAGAUCUUAGCUUUUGAGGAAGGACAGCAAUUACAUGGGGUUUUACUCAAGAUAGGAGAAGAGGGAGGAGUCCAAGGUGACCUUUUUAUCCAGAAUUCUUUGGUCCACUUCUAUGUUGAGUGUGGGGAAAUGAGUUGUGCUCAACGGGUGUUUGAUGGAAUGCUGCAAAGAAAUGUAGUCUCAUGGACUAGUCUAAUUGAUGGUUAUGCUAAGGGGGACUGCUCAGAAAAGGCUAUUUCUUUGUUUCAUGAUAUGGUGAGGGAUGGCCGAAUCGAACCCAAUUCCGUCACCAUGGCUUGCGUGCUUUCGGCUUGUGCACGGUUGCAAGAUCUCAUGCAGGGGGAGAAGAUUUGCUCAUAUAUAUCGAAUUCUGGUGUUGGGUCUAGCUCUUUGGUCAAUCCAAUCAUCGAUAUGUACAUGAGUUGCGGGGCUACAGAGAAAGCAAGACAAAUCUUUGAUGAUUGCAAAUACAGAGAUAUUGUUCUUUGGAACAUAAUGGUUUCAAAUUAUGCACGCAAUGGGAUGGCAAAGGAGGCUCUUUGUGUCGUUAAUGAAAUGCUUCUUUCUAAACAACGGCCAGAUAGGGUUACUGUGCUUGCUGGACUCUCCGCAUCUGCACAAUUAGGUGCUAUUCAGGUAGGAAAACAAUUACAUGCUUAUAUAUUGAGGAAUGGGCUUGACUGUUGGGAUGUUGUGAACAAUUCAGUCAUAGACAUGUACAUGAAAUGCCGCAAUGAGAAAGCUGCAAGGAAGGUAUUUGACAUAAUUCGUAUCAAGAUUCUGGCAACUUGGAACACCAUUAUAAAUGGUUUUGUUAUCAAUGGUGAUUACACCUCCGCUUGGGAGCAUUUUAACAUGAUGCCUGAAAGAGAUCUUAUUUCUUGGAAUACAAUGAUUUGUGCUCUAGUACAGGACAGUCAACUUGAGGAAGCUGUUGAGCUUUUCAGGAAAAUGCAAGAUUCAGAACUAAAACCUGAUACGGCUACAUUGGUUAGCGUAGCUUCAGCAUGUGGGUAUCUCGGUUCUCUUGAUCUCGCCAAGUGGGUGUACACCUAUACACAAAAGAAACGAAUCUCACGCAAUGUUAGACUAGGAACCGCGUUGGUCGACAUGUUUUCUAGAUGUGGUGAUUCACGAAGCGCGAUGCAUGUGUUCGGCAGGAUGCCUAUUAAAGAUGUUGCAGCUUGGACUGCCGCGAUUGGGGCAAUGGCUUUCGAGGGUAAUGGUAAUCAAGCUUUUAAGCUUUUCUCAGAAAUGAUCAAUCACGGUGUGAAACCUGAUGGCUUGGCGUUUGUUGGGGUACUGACAGCGUACAGCCAUGCGGGGUCAGUCGAAGAGGGUUGCACGUUUUUCCAUUCAAUGAGCAACACUUAUGGCUUCACCCCGCAAAUAGUCCAUUACGGUUGCUUGGUUGAUCUCCUUAGUCGUGCUGGUCUAUUAGCGGAAGCACAAGCUCUCAUUGAGAGCAUGCCGAUGGAGCCUAAUGAUGUAAUAUGGAGGGCACUAUUAGCUUCUAGCCGCAUUCACCGUGACAUUGAAAUGGCAGAAUAUGCAACAAAGAAAGUUCUAGAGUCGGCUCCAGAGAAAAGUGGCGCUCGUAUUCUUCUAUCGAACAUGUACGCUUCGGCAGGACGGUGGAAUGAUGUUGCAAAGGUGAGGUUGUCUAUGCGAGAUAAAGGGGUUCGAAAGACUAUCGGCUCUAGUAAGAUUGAUGUAUGCGGAACGAUCCACAAGUUUACUUCGAGUGAUGUGUCCCAUCCUAAAAUGGAUCGGAUAGUUGCGAUGCUCUCUGAGAUGAGUGAAAGAGCUUCCAGUGCUUGCUAUUCGCGCGAUCUGGCUAAUGUCAUGCUCAACGUGGAAGAAGAGGAGAAGGAAGAUCUUCUGAGUCUGCACAGCGAGAGGAUAGCUGUAGCAUUCGGGCUUAUCAGCACAAGUCGCGGGUUACCUAUUCGCAUCGUGAAGAACCUGAGGAUUUGUGUUGAUUGUCACUCGUUCAUGAAGGUUGUAUCUGCGGUCUAUGAACGAGAAAUUACAAUUAGAGAUAACAAUAGAUUCCAUCAUUUCAGAGAGGGAGUGUGUUCUUGCAUGGAUUAUUGGUGAAAAAUCCUCUGUUUGGUUAAUUUACGGUGCAGAACAUUCUUUAAGUUUACUCAUUUCACAUGUAAGGGCAAGGACGGGAUUUAACUCUACGGCGACUGCCUAAUAAUCAUCAACAACUAGAGUUAAUAUGCGAAACUUAAAUGUUAAAUUUUGUUCGUACAGAUUCAAUUAUAACAAUUUGGUCUGUAAAAUUUAGCACUGUUGUGAGACUUAGAUAAAAUUAAGACUUUGAGAACAAGGGUAAAAUUGAUUGGAGAUGGAUUUUAAUAGAGAUCAAACUUGAGGAUUGAAACUGACAUUUGGCACUGAAAUGGAAGUUUGGUCAAGCUUCGGGAACUAAAUUAUGGAAGUCCAUACAUUACCAACCUGGUAGGCCAAGAGUGUUAUUCCGUGACUAUAUUGAGGUGUUUGUAGUAGCAUUGCCUGACAAAAUUCAAGAACAGAAGUUCAAAAGAGAGGUCGCGAAGUUGAGAGAAUGGUUUGCUACAAAUUCUCUUGUGGGGUUCCGGCAAGAUAAGGUAUCAGCUUCUGAUUUUUCAUUUAGUG
Molecule: messenger RNA, 3550 nt
Organism: Ananas comosus (pineapple)
Lineage: Eukaryota; Viridiplantae; Streptophyta; Magnoliopsida; Poales; Bromeliaceae
Product: pentatricopeptide repeat-containing protein At3g22690-like
Exons: 5
Coding region: 461-3004 (847 amino acids)
Biological process (GO): RNA modification
Molecular function (GO): protein binding; RNA binding; zinc ion binding
Source: RefSeq, a predicted model, not a curated record